CUCUCUCUCUCUCUCUCUCUGCUCUAUCCGUCCGCGCAGGCGCAGUGGCUCUUCUGUGCGCUCGACUGUUUGCAUUGUGUCUGAACUGCCGGCGAGCUUUUGAAAAAAGAAAAAAAGAAAAAAAAAGAAAAAAGAAAUAUCAUACCCACCGCGGCAAUGUCGGGCAGGUCGGUCCGAGCGGAGACCCGGAGCCGGGCGAAGGAUGACAUCAAGCGGGUCAUGGCCGCGAUUGAGAAAGUACGAAAAUGGGAGAAGAAAUGGGUGACGGUGGGCGACACGUCCCUCCGCAUCUACAAGUGGGUGCCGGUGACGGAGCCCAAAUCGGACGACAAGAACAAGAAUAAGAAGAAGGGUAAAGAUGAGAAGUACGGCUCCGAGUUGACGACUCCAGAGAACAGCUCCUCUCCGGGGAUGAUGGACAUGCACGAUGACAACAGCAACCAGAGCUCCAUCGCCGACUCGUCCCCGGUGAAGCAGGAGAACAGCUGUAGCACCAGCCCGGCCCCGGAGCCCGCCGCCACGUCUCGCAGCGAGAGCAGCGAGGCCAAGACUGACCAGAGCCCCGACAGCAAGCGGGGUAAGACCCCCCCUUCAUCGGAGACCUCGGAGAGACCACAAGGUGCCAAGCGAGACAGCGCGUCCUCGGGGGAGAAGGACUCUCCAGACGGCAAAGCCACUCAGGACCUGGAGGAGGAGGCCCCGCCCAUCAAGAAAAGCAAAGUGGAGUCUUCGUCUCAGGACUUUGAGGAGAGUUAGGUGUUCGGGUGUCGUUCCUCUCCUCAUUCCCCCACACACCCACCUCCCUCCAUUAACUCUAGAUGAAUUAGGGCUAAUGGAUACACCCCCCCCCCUCCUCCCUUCUCUCCUCACACUCCUCUGCCACAGAGGGAGAAUGGAUGUUACCUCUAUUCGCUGGUCCCUCCUCUGUGCUUCCUUCCAGUUCUCCACUCUUCUUUCACCAAUGCCAAGAGAAGCUCCGAACCCCCCCAGGGGGGGGGGGGGGCUGCUGCAGUCCCCUGUGUGAGCAGGCGGGGGGGGGGAUGAGGGGGGGGGCCGAGCCCCAGCCACCGCCAGGCCAGACUCCAAACACUGACCUGCAUCUGUGAGAGAGAGAGUUCACACCGGGGAUCCGAGACCAGGACGAGGUCGCCCCCGGCCGCUGCUCUGAGACCCUCUUUGAAACGUUUUAACCGGCUUAGCUCGGAGGCUAACCUGGUCUCAGAUCAGCGGCCGCGGCGUAGGGUGAGGGGCGGGGGGGGGCUUCAACCCUCCCGAUCCGCCUCCUGUUAGUCUGAUGUUCUAUAUUUGUUUAGGAAUCGUUUAGGGUUUUGUUCUCAGGAGGGUCAAUGCACUGUUAUGGUAUGUCACAAUCGAUCACAGGUAGAUUCUGCUGCUGGAGCGGAAGUCUUUUUUUUUUGUUCCUCUAUCCAUGAAGAGUUCUCCGUUCACACGCGUUUGGCGGUUCCUUUUUUAAAGUGGGUUUGCGGUUGGUAGGAGACGAGGACGGCGGUACCGGUGGUGAAGACGGGCGGCGGCUCCUCGAGUCGCUACGGUUACGGCCCGGCAGGUUUUUUAAUUACAAUUUUGGUGACACGUUUUUUUUUUUUUGUGCCUUUUUUAUAAUAAUCACUAAUUAGUGUUCUCCAAUAUUUCUCAUCCACUGCAACACUUUUGUUUUUGUUUUGAAGGGACAGUUCAACCUUUCUCGACGAAUAAGAGGACACGGUUAGCUUAGCUUAGCAUAAACGAAGGGGGAAGGCUAGCCUGGCUCUGUCCAAAGGAACCUCAGAAAAAAAACGGCUACUAAUUUUUCGUAGUAAUCUGUUUUUAUACGUAUUAAAACCUGCGCGACAUAAUGUUUUAAUUAGUGAGCUUCAGCUCGAUGAUUAUCACGUUGAACGUUUGUUUUGAUUUCUACAGAGAAAACACUUUAAACCUAAAACGUGUUAAUUAGUGAGCCUCUUGAUUGGCUGUUUUCCGACUUGAUGCUAAGCUAAGCUAACCGUCCUCUGGCUGGCGCCUCCAGAAUUCAACGACGUGAAAGUUUUUUUUUCUCCCCAAAACUGACGCUUCAAAACAAACAAACAAACAAACGACUGGGAGACUGGAAUCUGAACACUAACGACUGGUUUCCAUGACAACCCACCUCCGCGUAUCACUACUCCGGUCUCAAAGCGUCGGUCCUAGUCCCUCCUCCAAGGUGCUGUCUGUGGCUGAAUCCAGACCCGUGACCUCUUAAUGUGCAACCUCACCCAUGUCCGAUUUGAGUUUCAUUAAUAUUUACUCGUAUGGAUUGAAAAUCGAUCGAAUCGCUGCAACCCGAUGACUUCGCGACACAACAGGGGCUAUUAAGAAGUUCUUCACGACGCAGGAUCACCUGAUCCGAUUUCAGAGAAUCAGCAUUCACGUGGAUGGAGAGAAAAGAGAGAGAGAAAGAGAAAGAGAGAGAGGAUGGAUUAGCAUAUACCUCAUUCCCAGUCCAGCGGCGCUGGAACUUAAAAUGCUAUCGUAUUGACAUUAACAAUUAUUAAAAAAGCAUUAUGUAAACUCAGUUUUAAAAAAAUAAUUAAUUAAUACAAAAAAAACCAAACGCAUCUCACUUACGUCGUAGCUUUCACCCGAUGGAGCCGAUCGCUGUUAGUUUGCUCAUAACCGUUUAAAAAAAAAUAAAUAAUAAUAAUAAUUGUGAGCUGUGAGAUAUACAAUCUUGUAUUUUAUUUUUCCUCGGGACCAUUUUUGUUUCACUUUUAGAUCUUGUACAGAUUCAUGGUUUGGUUUGACUUAUUUAUUCCAUCAGUAGUGCUCGGUUUUUAUCAUGUCCAAUGGUUUGUUUCUUAAUAAAAUUCACAAAAAGU
Cyclopterus lumpus (lumpfish) is the source of this 2855-nucleotide messenger RNA. RefSeq names its product BAF chromatin remodeling complex subunit BCL7A (gene bcl7a). The record is from RefSeq and is a predicted model, not a curated record. NCBI's taxonomy places the organism in Eukaryota, Metazoa, Chordata, Actinopteri, Perciformes, Cyclopteridae. Bases 157 to 756 code for a protein of 199 amino acids. The transcript is spliced from 6 exons.